UCUGUGAUUGACAGUAGACAACGACAGUCAGGCGCGAUAGACACUACGAACAGAACACAGAUACACUUAGCCUGUAACCGCGCAGUUUUAGAUAAAGGACAUCCCGAGUGAGUUGUAUUUUUUAUUCCAUCAUCGCAAAAACAGCCGGUUUUCAACUAGUGCCCUCUAUCAGAGUUAAUGAAGAAGUGACGACGUUUUUUACACUUUUACAUUUGGUGCCUGGACUGGACGAUUCAUUGAGUGUCUUUAUGUGACAGUUGAGCUAUUUGUCUGUUUACUUUAGAGAUGGCAGAUUUACCGCUGCCGCAACAGUUGGUUGAUAUAGACCCGGAUUUCGAGCCACUCUCGAGGCCCCGGUCAUGCACCUGGCCUCUGCCUCGACCAGAGUUCAUCGAACCCGCCUGCUCAAACACAUCUUCACCGGCGCCUUCAGUCAAACAGGAGCCUGUCGAAUACAUCAGUAACCUCAGUUUUUUAGAAGAGUCAGAGGACUACCCGGAGGAUCAGAAACCGCUCGUUUUGUGCAAUGAUUUUCAGUGCCAGGGGAACUGCAUACACCCGCAGCAGGAGAAACAACAUCCACAGCAGUUACAGCAUCAUCAGCAGCACCCGUGUCCUCAGCUGCCGCACCAGCAACAGGUGCCCCCGGUCUCAUCCCCCAACGGGUCGAAUUCGGUGGCCGCCGCCGCAGCCGUGCAGAGGAAAAGCAGCUCGUCGCGUCGGAACGCGUGGGGGAAUAUGUCCUACGCGGACCUCAUCACCAAGGCGAUAGAGAGCUCACUGGAGAAGCGACUCACCUUGUCUCAGAUCUAUGACUGGAUGGUGAAGAGCGUGCCAUAUUUUAAGGAUAAAGGAGACAGUAAUAGCUCAGCAGGUUGGAAGAAUUCCAUCCGCCACAACCUGUCCCUCCACAGUCGUUUUGUUCGUGUGCAGAACGAGGGGACAGGGAAGAGCUCGUGGUGGAUGCUGAACCCCGAGGGAGGGAAGAGCGGCAAGUCCCCCCGACGUAGAGCUGCCUCCAUGGACAACAACAGCAAGUUCACCAAGAGCAGAGGACGGGCUGCCAAGAAGAAGGUGGCUCUCCAGGACGGGGUAGUUGGGGGUGCAGACAGCCCAGGAGGCUCCCAGUACUCCAAGUGGCUCGGCAGCCCCAACUCCCACAGCCACAGCAAUGAUGACUUCGAGGCCUGGACUACCUUCCGGACGCGUGCCUCCUCCGACGCCUCCACCCUCUCUGGCCGUCGCUCUCCCUUCCUGGAACAGGACAUCGACCUAUCAGAGGCCGACGUCCAUAUGGGCUACCCUGGAGGGAUGGGGCCUAAGAUUACCUCCAUGGCCACCCUGCCCAGCCUAUCAGAAGUGGGCCUGGCCGGCUCCAUGGGGGGUCAUCAUCAUGGUCACCACGGAACAGAGAAUGUCAUGGAGAGUCUCCUUGACAACCUCAACCUGCUGUCCCCCAAGAAUCAAGGCCAGCUGGUGAUAUGUGGCGGGCCUGGGUCUGGACCCGACUCCUCACGGUCCUCCCCCUCCUCCAUGCUUCAGAACAGCCCCUAUAGCUCCCCCUCCAUGAACCCCCAACCCCAACAGCAGGACUACAGGAAGUGCCUCUAUGGCCAGGCUGGGCCAGGCAUGAACAGCCCACAUCUCUCCCCCAUCCCCAUGCAGACGCUGCCAGAGAGCAAGCCUCCAGGGUCCUUUGCACACUUCCGGAGCCAUUACAACUGCCCUGCUGGGCUCCUUAAGGAGCUGCUGACCUCUGAAGUAGCUGACCCCCGUGGUGGGGGUGGUGGGGAGGCCAUGCCCACCAUGGAGACAGUAGUGUCCCAGUCAGGGAGAGGGCGAGAAGGAGGAGGGCGGAUGCUGCCCAACUACAGCAGCCAGGGGCAGGUGGGACAGGUGGGACGGCACAGAGGGGUGAAGAUGAUGAGUCCCCCUCCUCAGCAACACACACAACACCCUCAGUCCCACACUCAAAAUCCACACCCUCACCCACAUCUGCAGCCUUUCCACAGCCAGGGCCAGUGCCCUCCCCCAUCUGGGCCAUCCAUGAACGGCUGUGGCCUGAUUCCCCUGACCAGCCUCAACCACGCUGGGGGCCCUGCCCGUCUAGCCAGCCUCAGGACACACAUCCACCAGCUACAGCAGCGGCCCCACAGUGGUGGUGGUCACCCAGUCUCAGGCCAUCACAACCACAGUCCCCACCACAACGGAGCUCCUCCACCCAGCUACAGCAGCAGUGCUAAUGGUUAUGGGAGACCAGGUCCAGGUCCCAGCUCUGCUCAUCCCCAGUCCCACCACUACCACCACCAUCAUCAUCAUCAUCAUCAGGAGAGGCUGCCUAGUGAUCUAGACGACAUGUCCAUCGAGAGGUUUGAGUGUGACAUGGAGUCUGUUCUUCAUGACACGCUGAUGGACGGAGACUCGUUGGACUUCAACUUUGACCCCAUGGUGACCACCCAGGGGUUUAGUCAGGGGGUUGGGGUGAAGACCACCACACAGAGCUGGGUGUCUGGCUAAGACACACACACACCUCUCCGACUCAGAGCAGACAGUUUUGAUUUUUCAGAUUUUUCAACAUUCUCCACUGGCCUUCAUGAAGAGAAUGGAAGAGUCUAAAGAAUCCAUUGCCCCUCUCCAGAGGACUAUCAUCAGCCCGUCCCAAUUCUGUCACUAUCCAUUGCAGAUAUGUAAGAUGGAAGAAAUCAGGUGGAAGCUCCAUCACUAAACUGUGUUCACAUAUCUAGACCCUUUAGAUUUGCAAAGAUCAAGGGGUACGGAGGGACUGCGCUGGCUGAAACUGUGAGGGAAAGUCUGGUCUGAAGUUGGCCUUGUAAAUAUAGCAGCACAAUACCAUUCACUUCAACAGUACUUGGAAGAAGCUGGAGACUCUUAAAGCAAUGUUUUAUUGUGAAAAAUGUUUUGUGUUUAGUAUGUUAUUUGAGUUUUUUGGAUCUCACAUGAUGUUUUUGCGAGUGUGUAUUUAUCUUUUUUUAGUUUGGCUUUAGCUCAUCAAAAACAACUGGAAUGGAGUCGGUUCUGUUUCACAUUCAAGUGGGGUCUGUCCCACCCUUCAAGGUGCUUCUCUAUAAGGUUGUCAAAAAAGGUUUUACAUAUUAUGUCUGAGUAAGAUAUUAUCGAUGUAAAUAUGCUACUAUACUUCAAACAUACAGUGCAUUCGGGAAAGUAUUCCGACCGCUCAACUUUUUACAAAUUAUGUUACGUUACAGCCUCCUUCUAAAAUUGAUUCAAUUGUUUUUUUCCCCCGCAUCAAUCUACACACAUUACACAAUAAUUACAAAGCACAUUUUUUAUUUUUUUAAAAACAUUUUUGUAAUUGUUUAAAAAAAAAUCAAAAAUGAAAUAUCACGUAAGUUUUCCGACCCUUUACUCAGUACUUUGUUGAAGCACCAUUAGCAGCGAUUACAGCCUUGAGUCUUCUUGGGUAUGACACUACUGUCACGUGUGCUCCCUCUCCGGCCUCUAGGUCACCAGGCUGCUCAUUAUGGCGCACACCUGUCACCAUCGUUACGCGCACCUGCGCAUUAUCAGACUCACCUGGACUCCAUCACUUCCCUGAUUACCUUCCCUAUAUAUGUCACUCCCUUUGGUUCCUUCCUCAGGAGUUAUUGUUUCUGUUCCAGUUUCAUGUCUGUGUUGUUCGUGUUUUGUAUUAUGUUUUCAUUUAUUUAUUAUAUUAUUCACUCCCUGAACUUGCUUCCUGACUCCCAGUGCACACAUUACAACUACAAGCUUGGCACACCUGUAGUUGAGGAGUUUCUCACAUUCUUCUCUGCAGAUUCUCUCAAGCUCUGUCAGGUGGGAUGGGGAGCAUCUCCAGAGAUGUUUGAUUGGGUUCAAGUCCGGACUGAUUGGGUUCAAGUCCAGGCCGCUCAAGGACAUUUAGAGACUUGGCACACCUGUAGUUGGGGAGUUUCUCCCAUUCUUCUCUGCAAAUCCUCUCAAGCUCUGUCAGGUUGGAUGGGGAGCAUCGCUGCACAGCUAUUUUCAGGUCUCUCCAGAGAUGUUCAAUCACAUUUAUGUCCGGGUUCUGGCUGGGCCAUUCAAGGACAUUCAGAGACUUGUCCCGAAGCCACUCCUGCAUUGUCUUGGCUGUGCUUUGGGUCGUUGUCCUGUUGGAAGGUCAACCUUUGCCCCAGUCUGAGGUCCUGAUCGCUCUGGAGCAGGUUUUCAUCAUCUCUCUGUACUUUGCUCAGUUCAUCUAUGCCUCAAUCCUGACUAGUCUCCAAGUCCCUACCACUGAAAAACAUCCUCACAGCAUGAUGCUGCCACCACCAUGCUUCACCGUAAGGAUGGUCCCACGUUCCUCCAGACGUGACUCUUGGCAUUCAGGCCAAAGAGUUCAAUCUUGGUUUCAUCAGACCAGAAGAUCUUGUUUCUCAUGGUCUGAGAGUUCUUUAGGUGCCUCUUGGCAAACUCCAAGCGGCUGUCUUGUGCCUUUUACUGAGGAGUGGCUUCCGUCUGGCUACUGUUCCAUAAAGGCCUGAUCGGUGGAGUGCUGUAGAGAUGGUUUACCUUCUGGAAGGUUAUCCCAUCUCCACAGAGGAACUCUCCAGCUCAAGGCCCUUCUCCCCCGAUUGCUCAGUUUGGCCGGGCGGCCAGCUCUAGGAAGAGUCUUAGUGGUUCCAAACUUCUUCCGAGUUUCAUAGCAAAGGGUCUGAAUACUAAUGUAAAUAAGGUAUUUAUGUUGUUUAUUUUUAAUACAUUUGCUAAAAAUAUAUAUUUAAAAAACUUUUCGCUUUGUCAUUAUGGGGUAUUGUGAUGUCAUCAUGGGGUAUUGUGUGUAGAUUGAUGACAAAAUAAAUGUAUUUAAUCCAUUUUAGAAUAAGGCUGUAACGUAACAACAUUUGGAAAAAGUCAAGGGGUCUGAAUACUUUCCAAAUGCACAGUAUAUGCUAUAUGCUGUGUGUAUAUUUGUGAUACAGAAUAUUCUUACAUUUUUUCAUAUUUCCCUAAAACCAGAAAUGUCUUAGUUUCUCUCAGUCUAUGCAUUAAAAAGCCUUUCAAACUGCCGAUAUUCUAUGUUGAACCUUGUACCCAGGAACCAGUCCAGCAUAGGAAUAGCCAUAAUCACAGUGAUUUAUAUAUCAGUGAUAGUACAUAUCAGACUAGUUCAGUGAUAAUAGAUUCAGUGUAUUUCAGUGACAGGACAAAUCCGAGAGGUGUAGGUAGCAAGGGGUUACUUAUCCAACAUUUUAGGCUAUUCUCACCUCAGCCUUUCAUCGGUCUUCCAUUCUCUCCCUCUUCAAGUCACUCCUCAGUUACUAUUCCUAAUUCCAUCUACUUUUCUCUCAUCAUCUAAUGUAUUUGACAAUCAAACUCUCCCUUCCUGGCCUUUCUCAAAUCAGCUCACUUCCCAAUACACCACUUGUUCUCUCUCCCUCUUCCAAAAUAUCUCCCUCCCACUCUCCUGAAUUUGAUUUUACUCCCCUCUCUGUAUGCCUUAAUAUUCUCUCCCACUUUAUCUCUACCCCUUCCUUCUCUCUCUGGCCCUCUCUCUGUCUUUCCCUCCCUACCUGUGGGUGUGAGGGCGCUGUAUGCUUUAGUGGUCAUUUGAAAGGCUGAUAAUGGAACCUAGUUUAACUCACAGAACACAGGAUUUGAGCUAUGUUCUUCCAUAUGAGCCCUGCAUCUUUGCUUCCCUGUUUAUCACGGACCACAACGUGUUAUCCAACUAACCUGAAGUUUUGGAGUCAGUGUACUUAUUCUACAGGUAUCUGCCAAAAUAAUAUCACACAAGUAUAUGGGGGAUACAAAGUCAAUUGAAAGCAUGUGCUUACAUACAGUUGUGUUUCCUCGGUUAAUUAAGCAAUUAACAUCCUAUCAUGAUGAGGAACAUUAUUUUGACUACCAUGGCUAUGCCACCAUAGGAUGACAAUGCCCCCAUCCACAGGGCACGAGUGGUCACUGAAUGGUUUGAUGAGCAUGAAGACGAUGUAAACCAUCUGCCGUGGCCGUCUCAGUCACCAGAUCUCAACUGAACACUUAUGGGAAACCCUGGAGCGGCACCAGAGACAGCGUUUUCCAGCACCAUCAACAAAACACCAAAUGAUGGAAUUUCUCACGGUAGAAUGGUGUCGUAUCCCUCCAAUAGAGUUCCAGAACACUUGUAGAAUCUAUGCCGAGGUUCAUUGAAGGUGUUCUGGCUUGUGGUGGCCCAACAACUUGUUGAGAAACUUUAUGUUGGUGUUUCCUUUCUUCAAGUUGUAUUAGUCGGAUGUUCCUUCUCGACAAUGCAACAACAAUAAAAAAAAAUAUUACAAAAUAACAAUAUGUACAUAAAGUAAAUUGCUCAGUAGAAUAAGUUAUCAUUUUAGCAUAAGUAUAAUACAUUUAUAGUCCAAUAUUUACACGUUUUGGAGAAUGGGGGAUUGGGGGGCAAGUGUUUAAAUUGUGCUGUAUUUAUCAAUAAUAAUUAGAGGCUGGUAGCAGCAGUUGUGAUAUGUGUAGCAUGAAUGUGUGUGUGAGUGUGUGUGUUUGUUUGUUGGUGUGUGUGUGCGUGUGUGUGUGUGUGUGCGUGCAUGGCUGUCUGUGUGGGUGAGUGAGUGCAUGUGUGCUGAGGUGCGGAGAGUCAUUGCAGGUGGUCAGUCCAGUUCAAGUGUUCAGCAAUCUGAUGGCUUGUAGAUAUAAACUGUCUCUGAGCCUGUUGGAGUCAGACCUCAUGAUGCAAUACUGUCUGCCCAAUGGUAAGGAAGUGAACAGCUCGUGGCUGGGGUGUGUGGGGUCCUUGACGAUGCUGCAGGCCUUCCUCAGGCAAGUAGAUGUCCUGGAUGGGUGGGAGCACGGUCCAGGUGAUUUAUUUUGGCAGUUACCUGUAUAUAGUCUCACAUUUUGCUGAAAAUAGUUGUUACUAUUCUGUUCCUAUUCAUUUAGAACAUUAUUUUCCCGAGAUGUUGUGCGGUCCUCCCAUUAAGACUCGUCGGGAAAGCAUGUUGUUUAUUAGGCUACAUAUGAAAUAAGUUAUAAUGAACUUCACAGGGUGGUGAAAGUGCAAGGUGAUGAGUUUGAUGUUAGUUUCCAAUAAAUAUUGGGGGUCUUAUUCUGGAGACAUGAUCAAUGAUGCUUGGCUGCCGUUUGGUAAUCUCUUUCUUUUUUCCAUAAUAAUCUCAUCCUGUAGGCUAUACCCGCAAUGUUUCUGCAAGCUUUUGGCUAUAUAGCACCAUUUUUUUUGUGAGAACACCAUCAGUAGAUUUAAAAUUGAGAUGGAAAUGAAUUGAACUUGUAUUUUUUAUUCUGUACAAAGUCCUCAUGCACAGCCUUUUAUCCACAAUAAGUAAAUGAUGGAAACGUCUCUGUUAAUGCACAUAUAGUUUUUUUAAUGCAGAUUUUAGAUGCAGCCGCCAAUUGGAUGGAAACCUAGCUAGUGACAGUCACCCAAUUAGCAUUUUUUUUAAAAGUCUAGUCUCCAGCUAUAUAAACUUGUAGUAAUCAUGGUUGAAUUCCUGACUGGGGAACCCCCAUUGAUUUUGUUAGUCACUCUCCCUCAGAGAUCAUAUUAAAAACUACAAACAUUUCUCUCCCCCCAUGGCAAAAUGUGUAGAAUUUCAACAAAAUGUAGCUUAGGGCACCCAAAAGGCAAGGGCCAGCUCUGACUGCAUGUGUGGGUAUGCAGACGCAGACACUGCGGCCUCUCAUCAUAAGUUUUUCUUGACCCCACCCCCAUCAAAAUUGCCCAUCCCUGAUUUAGAAUUCUAAGUUUGGGAAAGUGAAGGCUUAGAUGUUAUUUGUUAGUGGACGUAGCAUUGUCAUGUAUAGUAAUUCCCAGAGUAACCUGUUAGAGUCUAACUCUGCAUUCCAAAUGGUACCCUAUAGGUGCCUUUUGGGACAUGAAUCAGCAGUCUCAAAAUCCAGGCUCGGGAGCGAUAUCAGGCCUGCAAGAUGAGUUAUUGCACACUCACACACUCAUACAUCGACUUUUUACCUCUCAACAUCGUGAAGGGAAUUUUUUUUUUUUUUUUUUGCAUUUCCUUUUUCUGUCACAGUGCGUCGGGAUUGUGUAUGGAAAAUAUGAUACGUAACUGUUUUCUUCAUUUACAGUAUGGAUAAGUUGUUGAUGCUAGAAUAGACUGUUCACAAACCUUACCAGCCAUGUGUGUACUGAGUUAUAUAUUUAUUCUUUCAAUUUCUGUUGUUUCCAUUUUUCUUUGCUUAUUUCAAAAUAAUAGCCAUUACUAACUUUCAGCAUAUAUAUGUGACCUCACUGUAAAUAAUAAUACAUUAAUAUGUUGAUUGUUUAAAAUGAAUGAAAAGUUUAAGAUAGGGUAUGCAGUAUCUACAGAGAUCUUAUCGUGAGUGACUCCGUCCCAAAUAGUACCCUAGUUCCUAUAUACAGUGCAUUUGGAAAGUAUUCAGAGCCUUUCCCUUUUUCCACAUUUUGUUACGUUACAGCCUUAUUCUAAAGUGUCUAAAAUACUUUUUUUACUCAUCAAUCUACACACAAUACCCUAUAAUGACAAAGCAAAAACAGGUUUUUAGACAUUUUUGCACAUUUAUUAAAAAUACAACAGAAAUACCUUAUUAACAUAAGUAUCUAGACCCUUUGCUAUGAGACUCGAAAUUGAGCUCAGGUGCAUCCUGUUUCCAUUGAUCAUCCUUGAGGUGUUUCUACAACUUGAUUGGAGUCCACCUGGGGUAAAUUCAAUUGAUUGGACAUGAUUUGGAAAGGCACAUACCUGUCUAUAUAAGGUCCCACAGUUGACAGUGCAUAUCAGAGCAAAAGCCAAGCCAUGAGGUCAAAAGAAUUGUCCUUAUAGCUCCGAGACAGGAUUGUGAUCUAGGGAAGGGUACCAAAAAAUGUCUGCAGCAUUGAAGAAGAACACAGUGGCCUCCAUCAUUCUGAAUAGAAGACGUUUGAACCACCAAGACUCUUCCUAGAGCUGGCCCUCCGGCCAAACUGAGCAAUCAGGGGUAGAAGGGCCUUGGUCAGGGAGGUGACCAAGACCCAAUUGUCACUCUGACAGAGCUCCAGAGUUCCUCUGUGGAGAUGGGAGAACCUUCCAGAAGGACAUCCAUCUCUGCAGCCCUCCACCACAAUCAGGAUUUUAUGGUAGAGUGGCCAGACGGAAGCCGCUCCUCAGUAAAAGGUACAUGACAGUUCGCUUGGAGUUUGCCGAAAGGCACUUGAAGGACUCUGACCAUGAGAAACAAGAUCUGGUCUGGUUUGAUGAAACCAAGAUUGAACUCUUUGGCCUGAAUGCCAAGCGUCACGUCUGGAGGAAACCUGGCACAAUCCCUAUGGUGAAGCAUGGUUGUGGCAGCAUCAUGCUGUGGGGAUGUUUUUCAGCGGCAGGGACUGGGAGACUAGUCAGGAACGAGGGAAAGAUGAGCAAAGUACAGAGAAAUUCUCUAUGAAAACCUGUUCCAGAGCACUCAGGACCUCAGACUGGAACGAAGGUUCACCUUCCAACAGGACAACGACCCUAAACACUCAACAAAAACAAUGCAGGAGGGGCUUCAGGACAAGUCUCUGAAUGUCCUUGAGUGGCCCAUGAUAGAAACUCCCCAAAUACAGUUGUGCCAAGCUUGUAGCAUCAUGCCCAAGAAGACUCGAGGUUGUAAUCGCUGCCAAAGGCGCUUCAACAAAGUACUGAGUAAAGGUUCUGAAUACUUAUGUAAAUGUGAUAUUUCAUGUUCUUUUUUUUGUUUUCAUUUCUUUUGUUUUAUUACUGUUUUUGCUUUUUCAUAUUUGGAUAUUGUGUGUAGAUUGAUGAGAGGGGGAAAACGAGGUAAUCCAUUUUAAAAUAAGGUUGUAACAUAACAAAAUGUUGGAAAAGUCAAAGGGUCUGAGUACUUUCCAAAUGCACUGUAGUGCACUUUUUUGGGCUAAAUUCCAUAGGGAUUAGGGUGCAAUUUGGGAUGCAAACACUUUUGUAAAUGCCAGCUUUAAGAUAAUCAUCCAUGAGACAAUUGUAUUAUAUAAAAUAUAAACUUUCUGUUACUAUUUUGAUUUUGAUUUAAGUGCUGUUUUUUGAUUUCGUAACAUACAUUGUUACGUAGCUGCUGUUUGUAUAUAUAAAAAAAACAAUAACUAAAAGUAGAAAUGUUAAAAUAGACUUUAUCAACAACAUAGACGGCAGGUAGCCUAUUGGUUAGACCGUUGGGCCAGUAACCGAUCGAAUCCCAGAGCUGACAAGGUCAAAAUCUGUUGUUCUACCCCAGAGCAAGGAAGUUAAACCACUGUUCCUAGGCUGUCAUUGUAAAUACGAGUUUGUUCCUAACUGACUUGCCUCGUUAAAUAAAAAGUAGGACCAAUUUUCAUUUAAAAUGUUGCACUUCUAAAGUUUUGUAGUUGCUCAAGUGUUUCAUAGAAUUUGUUUUGAUUAAAAAGAUUUUUACAGAAAAAUGCUUAUCCUCAAACGUAAAAAAGUGUUUGAGCCGGUUACAUUUCUUAACUUAUGUACAGAAAGCAACAUGUAUUUUGAUAUACAGUAUGUGGGAAAUACCAAUAAAGUAUAAUAUAAUUAUUCAA
Messenger RNA from Oncorhynchus nerka (sockeye salmon), 10486 nucleotides. Its product is annotated as forkhead box protein O1-A-like. Gene Ontology annotation, cellular component: nucleus. The record is from RefSeq and is a predicted model, not a curated record. Lineage: Eukaryota; Metazoa; Chordata; Actinopteri; Salmoniformes; Salmonidae. Gene Ontology annotation, biological process: regulation of transcription by RNA polymerase II. Gene Ontology annotation, molecular function: DNA-binding transcription factor activity, RNA polymerase II-specific; RNA polymerase II cis-regulatory region sequence-specific DNA binding. Bases 286 to 2517 code for a protein of 743 amino acids. The transcript has 4 exons.